Molecule: messenger RNA, 1068 nt
Organism: Anarrhichthys ocellatus (wolf-eel)
Lineage: Eukaryota; Metazoa; Chordata; Actinopteri; Perciformes; Anarhichadidae
Gene: rbp5
Product: retinol binding protein 1a, cellular
Exons: 4
Coding region: 352-768 (138 amino acids)
Molecular function (GO): lipid binding
Source: RefSeq, a predicted model, not a curated record
CUGAUCCCUCUGAGUAAAGCGUUACAUGGAUGAACCUCCCCCUGAAUGUGGUCCAGCAGGAACACCAGCCUCAGUGUGUCACAGCGGACUGCAAACGAUUUCUUAAGUCCUGCGCAAGUCUCCACCCGAGAGGACGUUCACUGAAGACAGAAAAACUGCGCAAGGGUCUCAUUUUACGCGUCAAAAAGCCAGGCAUUGUCCAGAGACGUUGCGUAAGUGCAACUGAUAUCAAAACAAGGCGUCAGCAGAUCUGCUCUGGGGUGCAGACUUGACUCGAGAAGAAAAGACAAGUGAAAGAAAGGAGGAGGAAAAGUCGACAUUUCUGCUCGUCUGGAUUUUGGAGAGAACAAAAUGUCUAAACCUAAUUAUUCCGGCACGUUUUAUAUGGUGGAGCAGGAAAACAUGGACUCCUACCUCGCAGCUUUAGAUAUUAAUUUUGCCCUGAGGAAGAUUGUGUGUUUGUUGAGGCCCUCAAAGGAGAUCGCCCAUGAACCGGCCACAGGGACCAUGAAGAUCCGCACUCUCACCACCUUCAAGAACUUCAUGAUGGAUUUUACUAUCGGAGAAGAAUUCACCGAAGACUUGGGACCAGUGGACGGUCGUACUUGUCAGACUACAGUGAGCUGGGAGGGAGACAACCUGAUUUGUGUACAGCGAGGCGAGAAGGAAGGACGAGGCUGGACACACUGGCUGGAGGGUGACAAGCUGCAUUUGGAGAUGAGAGUUCAAGGCAUCGUUGCCAAGCAAGUCUUCAAGAAGGCUGUUUGAAGUAACUGCAAAUAUGUUUCAGUGAAUUUAUUCUUAGUAGAAUGUAGUUAAGGACUCGGUACAAGUCUGAAUAAUGUCUAUAGUCUUUUAAAAUUAUAAUCAACAUUAAUUUGAAAUGUCACAGUAAGACUGAAUAUCUUUGAAAAUACUGAAAUGUACAUGUGCAUCUUAAUUGUCUGAUGGUACUAACUGAAAAGAGAGCAGCUGAGCAGAACUACUUGUGUAAACAUUCCCAAUACUUCCUUAUAUUGCACUAUCUAUCUUCACAAUGUUAUAAACAAAUCAUUCAUCCGUCAGGCA